This is a messenger RNA of Nannospalax galili (Upper Galilee mountains blind mole rat), 1316 nucleotides long. RefSeq names its product complement C5-like. Gene Ontology annotation, biological process: complement activation; inflammatory response. The coding region runs from base 47 to 736 and encodes 229 amino acids. The record is from RefSeq and is a predicted model, not a curated record. Lineage: Eukaryota; Metazoa; Chordata; Mammalia; Rodentia; Spalacidae. The transcript has 6 exons. Gene Ontology annotation, cellular component: extracellular region.
AAGCUUCAAAGAGGUAAUCUCUGUGAGUUUUGCACCAUCUCAAGCCAUGGGCUUUUGGGAAAUACUUUGUUUCAUAAUUUUCCUGGAGAAAAGCUGGGGACAGGAACAAAGAUAUAGCAUUUCAGUACCAGAAGUCUUCCGUGUUGAAGCAUCUGAAAAUAUUACAAUUCAAGCUCAUGGAUACACAGAAGCAUUUGAUGUAACAGUCUCUAUUAAAAGCUAUCCUGAUAAAAAAUCAAAUUAUUCCUUAGGAUCUGUUAAUUUAUCACCAGAAAACAAAUUCCAAAACUCUGUAAACUUAACAAUACAACCCAAACAAUUGUCUGAAGGAGAAAACACAACUUCAUAUGUGUACUUGGAAAUUGUGUCAAAGUAUUUUUCAAAAUUGGAAACAAUAUCAGUAACUUACGACAAUGGAUCUGUCUCCAACCAUACUGACAAAAGUGUAUAUAUGUCACAGCUGUCAGAUGAAGGUUACAAAAAAACUGUCAGUUCAAGACUAUAUGAGACCACGAGACUACAACACGAAAUAGAAAAAAUAGUUGCUAAAUACAGACAUCCAGUGGUGAAGAAAUGUUGUUAUGAUGGAGCCCGUCGUAAUGAUGAUGAAACCUGUGAGGAGAGGGUUGCCCGGGUUACCAUAGGCCCACACUGUGCCAGAGCUUUCAGUGAAUGCUGUGUGAUAGCAAAUCAGCUCCGAUUUUAUAAACGUAAAACCCUCCAACUGGAGUCCUAACACUAACAUGCUGUGACCCGAAGUGAGAGAGCUGACUUUGAAUCACAUGUGCCACGUGUCCUAUACAUCUUCCCCUGUGCUUCGCCAGCCUCCUGGGUGUCCUGUUGACCUGAAGACCUGGCAGGAUGGGUAGCUGGACACACCUUUUUCCAGAAAAAAAGGUGAAUUGUUCACAAUCUUAAAAUAAAAUUGCAAAUAAAAGAGCAGAAUGAAUCCUUUUUAAAAAUUCCAAUUGUUUUUUAGGAACUCUGUAUUGGAAACAUCUGUGGAUACUGUGGUGUUUGAAUGAGAAAUUCCCCCAUUGGCUUAAAUAUCUGUGUGCUUUUUCCAUAGUUGGUGGCACUGUUUGGGGGUAUUUUAGGAAUUACAGCCUUGUUGGGGGAAAUGUGUCACUGGGGGUAGGUUUUGAUAGUUUAUAGCUUUGCCCCUCUUCCUGUUUACUCUCUCUGCUUCCUGUUUGCCAUUGGAGAUGUGAAUACUCAGCUAUCUGCUUCAGGCACCUCCUACCCUCAUGCUUACCCCAGUAUUAUGGGGUCUUCCUCUGAAACCAUAAGCUCAAAUAAAUUCCUCCUUUUAUAAA